ACAAUGUCAAUAUGAAUGUUUUCAUUGUUCCAAUCUCUCGUUUCAGAGUAGUGUUUUCACUCCAGAAUAUAAACUUCUAAAAGGACAAGGAUUAAAACUGAAAACAUUCAAAUGAAGAACAUUAUUUGUUUCAUUUUUAAUUAAACAUUUUAUUUUAAAACCCUACAUGCAAAAAUUAGUCCUUAGUUUCAGGUCAGUGUGUCACAAAUACAGCUUUUCCAUGUUUUCUUUGUUUAUUCUUCUUUUAAAAUGCUCUUACUUGAUCAAAUCCAUUUCUAGUGAUAGGGCUUACGAAGACACUGGCAAUAUGAAAACCAGAGGAAAAAGAGUCGCUCAGAGAGCUUUCUUGAAUAACAGUUUUAGAGCAUUAUUACUAACACAGCUUUUCUGUAUCACUAUGAACUGUGUUCAUGCAACAAAGCUAAUAAAAUUGUAUUUUCAUAAUAUUGUUUACAUUUAAAUAAAAUAUCCAUAAGUUCUUACCCCCUUCUGUAUAAGGUUGGUAAGAAGUUUUCAUCAUACCUUAGUAUGCACCCAGGUAAGAAUGAAUAGAUUUAUAGAUAACAUGGAUAGAUAGAUGGGCCUUAGUGUAUUUACACCAAAUUUAUACAUCCCAUAUAAUCUUGUUCUUAUAACUAGAGAGAUGAUAAGAGAGAACCUCUAGAGAUGUUCUCCAGGUUUAGACCAGACUAGAACAGCAGCACUUCUUGGUAAGGAUAUGAGACCAAUUUUAAAGCUUGCAAGUAAAGACGUUUUGUAUAUUGACCUGAAUUAAGCUUUGAGUACUGUGCUGCAAUGCAGACCUGCAUUCCUCAUUAGCAAGACAGGGUCAGGAUCAUAAUAGCUCUCCAGUCACACCACACUGAUAGUAGGGCUUCCUUUGCAGCUGUGCUGAGAUGAACCAUAGAGUACUUUGCUAAUACCACAACUAUACAGACACACUGUGAUAUUGUAGACACACUUUGGCUAUCCCAUCUAAACUUGAGGCCAUGAUUUCACAUAUGUACCUGGAUCCUUGAAAACCUGUUAUGUUGUCUUCUACAUUUGGGACAGUCAGAGCUCAAACUGUAUGUACUGAAUGUCUACUGAGGAUACAGUUAGGCCUGCUUGGAACUUGUGUACCAUGUGGACCUUGAUCUGGAAGAAUUUGGGCCGAAUUUAGAUUCAUUUUGGUUUAUGUUAUACUGUAUUCCAUUGGCAAAUUCUUUUUCAGAAAGAAGUCUUUUAUUUUUCAUGUCUUCUCCUGAUCUACUUAGCCAAUUCACUGGGCUCUGGGAAGUGAUCUUUCCAUGCAUUUAUCCAAGAGAAAAGUUCCAUUCUCUUGAAGAGAGAACACUUCCUUUUGGCAUCAUCACAACAUCCUGUCUUUAAACCUUUGAGAAUUUCGGCUUUUACCCAUGGGUUUUAAAAAACAGUGAGAUGUUCCUCCUGGGAGAAGUUUUUUCAGGCCUUGGUGACAUCAAACAGUUCCCCUUCUAUCUGCAGUGAAGACAGAUUUCCUCUCCAAUCUCUUUACUGAUGUUAAAUAGCCAUUCUUAGCAAAGAUGUUGUUUAGGGGUGCUUGAAGGCUUAAAAGCUUAUAGUGUUACUUGAAUAGGGGAAGAUGAAAGGAGAAUUUAUUUUUGUUAAUGAAUAUACAUUUUAGCAAUCAUGACCAUUUUUUUGGUCAUGUAACAUUUUUUAUCUCAGUAUCAUAGCUGAAAGGGCUUACCAAAUAGACAGCAAUGCCAGCUCAGCAAGGCGUAAAGAUCUAGAAAUUCCAUGCUUAAAAAAAUGUCCAUUACAAAUACUUUCUGAUGCAAUAGUGUUUCAAAUGCGUGGCGAGGAAAGAGAGUUGAUGUUAUUGAAAGUUGAAAGGGAUAAGACAUCACACACAUCAUUAAUAUUUUCCCUACUGUCCCCAACACAAAAGUGGUCUGUAGCAGUUGUGCAUCUGAGACAAACAUUGAAGAUAAAAUAUUUCUGGCUUAGCUAGGCUCUGUCCAGACCUUUAGCCUCAACAGGAUCACGAGAAUAUCAGCCAUGACCACAAGAAGUCCUGCUACUAAGCUCUUGGCAACAGUACUGCAGCAGAGUUGGUUAUUGAAGAAUCAUGGAAAGACUUGUGAUGGAAGAGACCUUUAUGUUCAACUAGUUCCAACUACCCGCCAUGCACAGGUUGAAACUACCAGCUAGUCAGCCUCAUCUCUGUCCCUGGAAGGAUGGUGGAAGAGUAGAAGUUAUUGGUACCCAGUAUGGAUUCAUGGAGGAAAUCACACCUGAUUGACCUGGAAGCCUUCCAUGUUGUCAUCAUCAGUUGGGCAGAUGUGGGGAGAGCAGUGGAUGUUGUGUUCCCUGACAUCAGCAAGGCUUUUGACACUGUCUGCCACAACAGGUGACUUGUGGUAGCCAUGAAGGAAAGGUAUCCCUUCAAGAAAGAUCUAGUAUGAUAUCCAGGCAAGUAGACCACCAUGGUGUUAAGUACCUGAAGGAAUUAGCUCUGCUAGAGGUGAUGAACAAUAUGGGAAAAAAAGAGGGCAGAUAUAGAUUGGAUGUUGGGAGCAAAUUAUGUAAUUGGAGGGUGGUGGCACUCUGGAACAGGUUGCCCAGAGGAGCUGUGGAGCUGCUGCCAUCUUGCUUGGCAGCUGAGGGCCUGUGCCCACACCUCCUGUGAGGCGGUGACCGUGAUGUCACAGCGAGUGUCACAGAGCGGCCAUUGUGACCCGCAGGGCUGGGAGCAGAGCAAAGGCUGCCGGGCUCAGGCCAAGCGUCAGUGUGGCCUGGUGAGGCGCGGAGAGCACAGGGUCUCCUGCAGUCUUCACUGUUGAAGCACAUAAUGUCUGAUAGGAAGAGGAAGGCCUCCAGCUUGGAGGAGCCAGGUGAGUGCAAAGCAUCCCUGCACGCAGCUCCCACAGAAGGGCAGAGAAGUGCUGGGGGUUUUCCUGUGGCUGAGAGAGAAGGAAGAGGCAGGCAGGGACUCCCCAGCUGCUGCAAGGCAGGACCCCUCUGCUCCUUAGCAAGGGGAUCCAGCUUGAGCUGUGGCUGCCCGCUAGCACCAUUGGGCCUGCCAUGGCCUCUUCCCCUCCACUGCCUCCAGACAGCACAUCAGGCACAGAGCAGGACCCUGGGGAUGGCCCUCAGGGACAUCUGGCCCCGCCAGGUGUUCACCACUGCUCACAUUUGCUCUCUCCUCUCCAGUGUGCAUGCUGUGUGGUCGGGCGGAUGUUGACCCGGACACCUUUGGGUAUCUUUGUCAGAAGAAUGGGAUUCUUGUCCAUUCAUUUUGCCUGGUGAGUUCCCCUGGGACUCCUUUCGGAUUCCUACAAGUAAUGGUCUCUUCCAUUCUGUCUAAUGAGAACUUCACAGGUUUGUAAUUUCAAAGAAUCAUAGAAUCAUGGACUGGCUUCUUGUUGUGAAAGUUCAAUCUUGUUCUACGAUAAAUCUCCCCUCUUUAAGUUCAGAAAAUCUUAAUUUCUUCUUUUCUCUUUUAAAAGCUUUUUGCCACCGGCCUUUAUCAAGAAGACAACUUUCUGUUGGGAAUUUUGGGGUUUCCCCUUGCUGCCAUCACACACAAGGUCAAGCAGGCAACCCAGAAGGUGAGGACCUGAACAAAGCAGGCAAAUUAGUACCAGGGGAGGCUCAUACAAGUUUCGUCUGGAGCCAAAAAGAGCAAAUGCAGCCACUGCAACUAGCUCCAGGACAAAGUUCUGUGACAGCAGACAAACCUUGUCUACCAGGCAGCUCUGGAGAAUGUAACACAGAAAUGCCCACAAUCUGUGCUCAGUCAAGUUGCAUGAGGCUGGCUGUGGAGACACAGAACCUGCCGCUGAUGGGGCUGUUCUUUUUCCAGCAAUGCUUUGUUUGUGGUGAGAGGGGGGCUGCCAUCACAUGUGCAGAAAAUGGCUGUGAACGAAGCUUCCAUCUGCCCUGUGCAGUGGAUGGGGAAUGCGUCACCCAGUUCUUUGGGCAGCACAGUUCCUACUGCUGGGAGCACCGCCCUCGACAGGCAGUUCAGGAAGCUCCAGCAGAAGGCACCAAUUGCCUCAUCUGCCUUGAGCCUGUGGGGGACAGCUUGUCCUAUCACAUCCUGGUGUGCCCAGCAUGUAAACAUGCCUGGUUCCACAGGCGCUGCAUCCAGCAACAGGCCUUCAGUGUUGGCACUCUGAGCUUCCAGUGCGCCAGUUGUCGAGAAGAAGAUCUAUUCCAUUUGGAAAUGUCCACCAUGGGAAUCCAAAUCCCUGCCAGGUUGGUGUUUUCUGAUUUUGCUGACAUUAAGUCUGUAAUACUGGGCCUGCCCGGGGAAUGUCUCGGCAGGCCUGGACCUUGGCUGUUGCAUGAGCACGUGCCCCAGCUUCAUAGUGAAUCUGGAAGUAGAGUUGGGGUGGAUAGGUUUGGAUAACCUUGGUUCUUAUGCUGGGGACACUGGGGGCUCAUCACUUCCCCCCCCUUCUCUUGUAGAAGACCAACAUGGGAGGACAACAAUGCAUACGAAUCACUUCUCCAGAGGCACAGCCGCUGCGAUGCCAGCAAAUGCCUGUACCAUGGAGGGAGGGAGCAA
Molecule: messenger RNA, 4537 nt
Organism: Phasianus colchicus (ring-necked pheasant)
Lineage: Eukaryota; Metazoa; Chordata; Aves; Galliformes; Phasianidae
Source: RefSeq, a predicted model, not a curated record